AUGGUGCCCAAAUAUUUCGCCGCACUCGAGAAGAUGGUGGCUGGUAAGUUCAUCCUUGGCGACAAGCUGUCGUACGCCGAUUUGCAAUUCCUCGACUUCGUUGACAACAAACUCAAGUGGGCGUUCCCUGACUUCAAGUUGGACGGCUUCCCCAAGCUCACGGCGCUGCUGAGCAAUGCCAAGGCGGAGCCCAAGAUUGCCACCUACCUGUCGAAGCAAUAA
Messenger RNA from Phytophthora infestans T30-4, 222 nucleotides. RefSeq lists its product as uncharacterized. NCBI's taxonomy places the organism in Eukaryota, Oomycota, Peronosporomycetes, Peronosporales, Peronosporaceae. The record is from RefSeq and is a predicted model, not a curated record. The transcript has 2 exons. The coding region runs from base 1 to 222 and encodes 73 amino acids.